Messenger RNA from Harmonia axyridis, 1297 nucleotides. Its product is annotated as pseudouridine-5'-phosphatase-like. The transcript has 3 exons. NCBI's taxonomy places the organism in Eukaryota, Metazoa, Arthropoda, Insecta, Coleoptera, Coccinellidae. The record is from RefSeq and is a predicted model, not a curated record. The coding region runs from base 326 to 1249 and encodes 307 amino acids. Gene Ontology annotation, molecular function: phosphatase activity.
AAAUAAAUGAGUAGGAAUAAUUAAAUACUGAUAUCAGUGAUACCUUUCAAUUAAUAUAUCAUCCAAAAUGCAUAACUGAAGCAAAUAUAACAGAAGAAUAGACCUUAUUAAAUGGUCCAGUGAAUUAUUGUUGAAAUGACGUGGUUUAGUCCACAAAAAAAAAAAUUAUGUUGACCUUUGUUUUAAUAUCAGACUGUGACUGGGUUCCUGCCAUGGCUAUGAUACCUUUGUAUUUUAGACACUGACAGAUUAAUUUCACAUUUCAAACAUGGAGAACAAACAACUCAAAAUUUCCAGAUAUUUCUGAAACAAUAACUGAAAUAAAAUGACACAAAAAGAAUGUGACCCAAGGUGUACUGGAAAAUGCAAUAAAAGGAAAUCACUUCCAGUUAGCACUGCAAGUAAAGGCUGUGAUCCCAAGUGCACUGGUCGAUGUAGUAAGAAAAAUGCUGGUGUUUCACCAUUAGAUUCUCUUCCACCCGCGGUCAUACCGCCUCUAAUCACACCAUUAGAAAUAAAAGAAUUAGAUAAUAUAGGAGACAACAAAAUUGGGCCACAAAGUAAAUUACUACAACCUGGAGAUGUGAAUGUUAUAAUUAUGGAUUUAGAUGGAAUAAUUUUAGAUAUUGAAAUUGUUUAUCAAUGGGUUAUUGAGGACUUGGCAGGCAAGUAUGGUAUAUCAGCUGAGGAAGUACCCCACAUUAUUGAUCUACAAGAUGAAGAAACAGCUAAAAAAUUAUGUACUGAUUAUAAUUUAUCAGUCUCCCCGCAAGAUUUCAUGAUAGAAUUUAGGAGCACAUCCAUCAAACAUUUAGCCAACACUCCUCUGAUGCCAGGAAUAGAAAAACUUGUGGAUCACUUGAUUGAGAAUAACAUUAUUAUAGCAGUUGCCAGCACAUCGAAUGAGGAAGCAUUCAAACUGAAAACUCAGAAACACACUGAAUUCUUUAAGAAAUUCAGCCAUAUAGUGCUAGGUGGUUCUGAUCCAGAAGUAGAUCAACGUAAACCUUCUCCAAAGUUAUAUCAAGUUUGUGGAUCUAGAUUUCCAUCUAAUCCUGACCCUAAGAAAAUUCUUGUUUUGGAAGAUGCAUCUGAAGGUGUUGCAUCUGCAAAAGGAGCUCAAAUGAAUGUUGUUUGGUUUCCUAAUAAAUAUAUGAAAAAAGAAAAUGAUCCUGGAGCUCUAGCAGUACUAGACUCAAUUGAAGCAUUCAAUCCAGAGCAAUUUGGUUUACCACCAAUAAAAAAAUGAUAACCUAUAUAAAUUUUAUUUCUCUACAUUAUAUUUUUUCUCCCUCAA